Molecule: messenger RNA, 1301 nt
Organism: Daldinia decipiens
Lineage: Eukaryota; Fungi; Ascomycota; Sordariomycetes; Xylariales; Hypoxylaceae
Product: thioredoxin-like domain-containing protein
Exons: 5
Coding region: 172-1296 (374 amino acids)
Source: RefSeq, a predicted model, not a curated record
AAGAACUAGUCGAGACUAAACUACUACCUCAACACCUGUAGCUAAUGACUUUAGGAGAGCUCCAAUAUGAUACAUCUUGUUUCAUUUCCUAUUCACAAUUCUUUCAUGUGAGUAUUGAUGUUCGAAAUUGUCGCCUAGUGACCCUUUAAAUCUGGCGAGCAACUAGCAAUCAUGUCGCGACUCGCGACCAUUCUGCUGUGUGUUUAUACACUAUUCUUCAGCAUCGCACAUACAUGGGAACAUCUCUCAGAGUCUGAUCUUGAAUCUAUGCUCAAUAAUAACGAAGCAGCAACUCCUUUGGAUAAGAGGACUGAACAUUUAGAGACGGAAUGGUCGCUGACGCUUCCCGAGGCGAAAGUGUCGUUUGUCAGUAUCGACUGUACGGCGAAUGCCGCCAUAUGCGCUUCACAUGGUAUCUCUUCAUCUACAACUGUGAAAUUGUUUAGCAAAGGAAAACUCGUAUCGGUAUACGCAGGCCCUCGAAGAGCGUCAGCUCUUCUCGCUUGGGCUGACCGCGUACAGCGCCCCGUUAUUUCAGAUGUUAAUGCUGCGUCGUUAGAGGAUUUCAGAAAGGCAGACGAGACAGUAUUCAUCGUCUACCUCAGUACGGAUGAUGAGGCAUCCAAGGCCGCUUUCGCCAAUGUGGCGGGUCGGUACCACGAAGAAUUCACGUUCGGAGUGGCUACCGAUGACGAUGCUCUAGAGGCAGAGAAAGUAACCGCGCCGGCCGUUAAAUGCUAUAAGCCAGUCGACGGUGAUACACAUGACUUUAACAGCCUUUCAGAUACUACCGCACUCGAGGCUUUCGUAAAAGAAGCCUCGCGACCAGUCAUAGGAGAGCUUCUACCACAUAACCACCAGCGGUUCCUCGAUCGUGGAUGGUCAAUGGUCUACGUCUUUGCUGCUACGGAGGUAGAGCGUGCUGGGAUACGAAAAGACUUAAACAAGAUGGCUCGCGGUAACUAUAAGAGCCUAACUAUGGUCACCGUCGAUCCCUACGAGUUUCCCGAUCUACCUGCAAAGCUCGGUCUUGAUCCAAAUGUGCUCCCGGCCGGUGCGGUCCACCAGCUUUCGAAGGAUAGGAUCUACCCUUACCCCAAGGGCAAGGGGUGGACCUCGAGUGAGGUCCAAGGCUGGGGUCUAGAUGUCUGGCAAGGGCGUAUCAAGCCCUGGACGCCACCCGGCGUGACAACUACGUAUGAUGACCUAGGCGGGCGGAUCAAAGCUACGCAAAAGAUAUCCAUGAGAAAGAUACCAGGUGUCAAAAUCAAGAUUGCGGGUCGCGAUGAGCUCUAAGAUGA